Lolium perenne is the source of this 2014-nucleotide messenger RNA. NCBI's taxonomy places the organism in Eukaryota, Viridiplantae, Streptophyta, Magnoliopsida, Poales, Poaceae. The record is from RefSeq and is a predicted model, not a curated record.
AUGAUCCACGAGUUCACCUCAAACCCGGGGCCGCAGCACCGGGGCUCGUGGAAGGGGCGCUCGAAAAACCUCGCCGCGCAACAGAGUGGCGAGGGCAGGCCCGCCUCCACAAGGACUACUUCCACCUCACCAAUCCGAUCUUUCCGGAAAAUUUGUUCCGGCGCCGAUACUGAGGAUGUCAAGGGACCUGUUCUCGCUGACGACUCGUCGCGCUCUACCCACACCCCGGCCACGGCGCCUACGAGCCCCCGCCGCGGCGGCGGAGGCCGCCGCGCCGGCGCCGGUGGCGGGGGAUGCGGCGGCGUGGACGACGCCGCGCUCUGCGACGACCUGCUGCAGGAGGUGUUCGGCCUGCUCCCGCGCGCCGCCGCGCCGUCCGUCUCCCUCGUCUCCCGCCGCUGGCUCGCGCUACUACGGGCGUCCACCUCCCGCCUGACGCUCCGCCUGCCGCCGACCUCCACGGGAGCCUCGCCCUCCGCUGCUCUCGCCGACCUGCUCUCGCGGUACCCCUACCUAUCCGCCCUGGCCGUGGUCUCCGCCGCCGCCCACGACGCCGACCUGGUCCUGCUCGCGGUCGCCGCCUCGCCCUCGGCCACCAGGCUCACCGCGCUGCGCUUCUCGCUCGGCUCGCCCGUCUCGCCCGCCACGCUCAGCGCCGUCUCCCUCACCUUCUCCGGCCUCACCUCGCUCCACCUCACCGCCCUCAGCCCGCUCUCCUUCCGCUGGCUCGCCUGCCUGCCAUGCCUCAAGUCCUUCGCCCUCGUCAACUCCGCCUCUCCCGCCGUUGACUCAACCGUCUCCACCACCUCCUCCUCCGACGCCUACGCCGAGGCCGAAGCCGUGGCGCCGUUGCCUCUCGAGAGGCUCUCGCUCUGCGGCAUCCGCUCCGGCCACCGCGGUCUCGGGUGGCUGUGGCAGCGCUGCGGGAGCCUCCGGUGGCUGCAGCUGCGCGCCUGCGACAGCAUCGGGGACGGGCCCGCGUCGACCGUCUUCCCGGAAUGCCUCGACGGCCUGCUCGAGCUGGAGCUCCGCGCCUGCCGCUCCGUCGCCGACCGCGUGCUCCUCCUGGCCGCAGACCGCUGCCAUGCGCUAACGUCCCUCCUGGUGUACGACGGCGGCAGCAGGGAGGCCCUCCUCCACUUCAUGCACCAGCGUGGCGCCGCUCUGCACACCCUCGACCUCCGCCUACCUCUGGACCUGCACAACGACCACCUCCUUGCGAUUGGUGGUCACCACAGCCAGGCCAGUCUCGCGGUCCUUCGCCUCCAAAGUUGCGUCCUCAUCACCGGGGACGGUCUCCGCUCUCUCGCACUCACAGCCAUUGGGGCAGGUAUCCAAGAGGUCGCCCUAGUGAGCUGCGACGUACUUGAACGGGAGCCCGGGCUGCUCACCUUCCUCAGCCAGAGCAUGCGCCAGCUCCGUCGCCUUGAUCUGUCUUACAACGAGACGCUCAAGGACAAGGAGAUUGGUGCCAUGCUAUCGUCUUGCCGGAAUCUAAUUGACAUCAGGUUUAGAGGCUGCCGCUCCCUUACUGGAGAAUCACUCGUCUCCUUGCUGAGGCACUGUGGGCGGUCAGUGGAGGUCCUGGACAUCUCCCGCUGCCCUGGCAUGAAAGGAGCCAGUGUCGAAUUCUUUGCCCAGCGAGCCACCCGUUUGAAUCAUUUGAUCAUCGAGGAGAGCUCCGCGUCGGAGGAAUUGAAGGCAAUUGCGCAGACCAAAGGCAUCAAGCUUGGCCCAUUGCCUUGUGAAGGAUCAUUCUGAUCUAAGGUAACCUUAUUCAGAAUGAAACUCAUCGAUGCUGGAACUUAAGGAAUCGCUUACUGAAUGUUGAAUAAGGGGUUAGUGCUUACUUAUCUGUGUAUAAAACUAUGGUGGAAAUGUGUGUGUGUAUCUCUUGUUAACUGUAAACUUGUAAUUAAAAGGCCCCUCCUUGCUGCCUGACUUGUAAAUUGAGCAGCAAGAAUUGUGCUAUUGUAUAUGUGUAAAGAAAUAAAGCUGAAACUAUUGCAUGGAA